This is a messenger RNA of Diachasma alloeum, 4066 nucleotides long. It is a transcript of the gene aux, whose product is annotated as cyclin-G-associated kinase. Gene Ontology annotation, biological process: protein phosphorylation; positive regulation of Notch signaling pathway; regulation of clathrin-dependent endocytosis. The transcript is spliced from 6 exons. Lineage: Eukaryota; Metazoa; Arthropoda; Insecta; Hymenoptera; Braconidae. The record is from RefSeq and is a predicted model, not a curated record. Gene Ontology annotation, molecular function: AP-2 adaptor complex binding; ATP binding; protein serine/threonine kinase activity. The coding region runs from base 109 to 3567 and encodes 1152 amino acids. Gene Ontology annotation, cellular component: cytoplasm.
AUAUGGAUGGUCGGCAUCGGCAGCACGAUUUUCUAUCCUAAGAUAAAGCAAUAAUCACGAAACUCCCCCGACUCUUGAUCACCCUCGAAUUUAAUUUAUUAACUAAUUAUGUCGGAUUAUUUCAAAUCAGCUUUUGGUUAUCUGAACGGCAAUGGCAGUACUAAUGAAUACGUGGGACAAGUGGUGGAGAUCAACAAUGUGAAAUUACGAGUUAACAGAUUAAUUGCUGAGGGUGGCUGGGCACUCGUAUACGCCGUCGAGGACAUAGCCACAGGCAAGGAGUACGCACUGAAGAGACUGAUGGCAGUGGACGAGGAAGCGAACAAAACGAUAAUCCAGGAAAUCGAGACCCUGAAGAGGCUCUCAGGUCACUCAAACAUAAUCCAGUACCUCUGCGCCCAGCGAUUGGAUCGAGAAGACAAGAAGUCAUGUGAAUACCUCCUGGUAACCGAGCUGUGUCCUGGAGGGACGUUGGCCGACGUCCUGAGGUCCCUCACAACGCCCCCGUCUCUCCCCCAGAUCUGCAAAAUAGCUUACCAAGCAACGAGAGCAGUGCACCACAUGCACAGUCAGCAGCCCCAGCCCAUAGUCCACUGGGACAUAAAGCUCGAGAAUUUUCUCCUCUCCGAGGAUGGGAUAAUAAAGCUCUGUGACUUUGGAAGUGCUUCCACGCAGCAGAUCCUCCCAGACCCCUCCUGGAGUGCCCAGAGACGUUCGACCCUCGAGGAUCAGAUGUCCAGGUACACAACCCCCAUGUACAGAUCCCCAGAGAUGAUGGACACGUGGAACAACGAGCCAAUAGGUCCCCCUGCUGACUGCUGGGCCCUGGGAUGCAUUCUGUACUCGUUGGUGACGCUGAGGCACCCCUUCCCAGAGGGAAAUAAACUCGCCAUUGUCAACGCCAAGUACUCGUCACCCCCGCCCAACCCUCGACUGUCCUGUCUUUAUGAUCUGAUCAGAGGGUGCCUGGAGGCAUCGCCCAUCAAACGAAUGACAACGUCGAUCUUAUUGGAGCGGUUAGCAGCUAUUGCUGAGUCAAAUAACUUUGAUCCUAGGGAAUCGGCGAAGAUCGAGGCACCUCCUCCCAGGCCUCAACCCCCCAGACCCAGCAAUCCUCCUGCACAAAAUCCAACUCCACCGCCUAGGCCAUCUCCACCGGUUGCACAACAGCAAAUGCCAGCCCCACCACCUCGACCCUCACCGAUUUAUCCGGCGAAAGCUCCGCAGGUCCAGGCUGGCUCUGGACUCUUCAGCUCUCUUCGUGGUGGUGCUGGCAGCAUCCUGAAGAACCUGAAGGACACCUCCAGCAAGGUAAUGCACACAGUCCAGCAGAGUAUGGCUCGUAACGAGCUAGACGCGAGUUACCUGACAUCAAGAAUCCUGGUGAUGCCGUACCCGGCGGAUGGAAUCGAGUCAGCAUAUCGAGCGAACCACGUGGAGGACGUCAGGGCCUAUCUUCAGAGUAGACACCCACCUCCAGCGAAGAUCCAGCUGUACAAUUUAUCCCGAGGACGACCGAACGUCACGAGACUCCCUGGAAAGCACAUCGACUGCAAUUUCGCUUAUGCCACACCUGAUGCCAAUGCUCCACUGCUAUCAGCUCUCUACCAGAUCUGCCAGGACAUCUACAGAUACCUCGACGCAGACUUUAAUCACAUUGUUGUUCUCUACUGCUCAGACGGCUGCAGAGCAAGUGCAACUGUUGCCUGCGCUUUAUUAUUGUACUCUGGGGUGCUAUCAACACCUGAAGAAGCUGUUAAUCUGUUCACCACGAGGAGGUGUCAGCCCCCAAUACUCCAGCCCUCGGAGCUCAAGACGAUUAAUUACAUGAGUAUAUUGCACUCUGGGGUGCAUCCACACACAAGGCCUUUAGCACUUAGAUCUAUCAUUCUUCAGCCUGUUCCAUUGUUCACGAGGGCUAGGGAUGGCUGCAGACCCUAUGCUGAGAUUUACAGCAAUGGAGCUCUGGUUUACUCCACGAAACGGGCUGAGUACGAGGAGAUGAAACUUUUUGACAUGAUGGAGGGAAAGGCGUGCUUAAUCCUUGGUGAUGCCACUGUUAGGGGAGACGUUACCAUCGUUGUUUUUCAUGCCAGACAACAGCUGGGGAGGGUCAUUGGGAUUAAAAUUGCUGCGCUACAUUUUCAUACUGGGUAUGUGCCUGUGAAUGAAUCCACUUUGGAGUUUGAGAGGAAAGACUUGGAUGAUGCAGCCGAGAUUGGGGGACAAUUCAGGAUAAUUCUGAACGUAAUGAUCGGUGAAGAGAGCACGAAGACCUCAAGAAUCCCAGCCCCCUGGGAGGUGGAAGCCUCUCGCGAGGAAAACUUGGCCCCAGACCCGCUCUUCGGUUCGACCCUCGAGAUGGAAGAGACCCUGGAGAACUUCCGAACAGUUUCCCACCCCAAAAGAGCCCCAGAGAGGCCUCCCCCACCGGCCGCCCCGGCCCCAGUGCCUGAGGAGCCCCUCAAUACUCCAGACCCAGAUCCCCCAGAGGAAGAGGAAGAGCUCGUUCAGAAGCCAGUAGUCGACUUCGAAGAGGCUGAUCUCCUCAACCUGGGGGCGUCCACCGAGGCUGCCAACAGCGUGAACCCAGUUCCCCCGAAUCCAGGUCUGGACAUAUUCUCAGGUGGUCAAGCAGAGAGUGACAUCUUCGGGGGAUUUGCAUCGUUUCCACAGCCAGAGGAACAAAUUCCCAACGACAACAAGGACAACCUGCUGUUCGGUAAUCAGAGCUCUGGCAAUGAUCUCUUAUUCGGACAGAACAAAACCCAGAAGUCAUCGCCAGGUGAUUUUCUCUUCGAUCCACUGGGCUCCACAGGUGCCAAUGAUCUCAUGGGUAGCUGGGGUGGGACUAAGGGCACAACACUGAAGACACCUGGUGAGGAAAUGCCACGCAACUCCAGUGUUCCCAAUUUCUCAGCCCAGAGCAAAGAUCCAUUCGCUAAUUUAGCUGGAUCACUCGGUGCUGGACUGAAUUCAAGUUGGAAUGGCACACCACGCGACUCAAAUACUCCACAAUCGUCUAGUCCUGCUGCGGCUGGAACUCCAGUACACUCUAGUCCACGUAUGCACAAUAAAACAAAUUCCAGUAAUGAGGGGAAUAGUGAAUCUGUUUUUAAUAAUAGUAAGCCAGCCAAGAGUGGCGAUGCUUUUGAGGAUUUGCUGGGGAGUCAGGGGUACAAUUUCUUCAGCUCGAGAAAGGCUGACAAGGACAGCCCCAAGACUAUCAAUCAGAUGAGGAAGGUCGAGCAGGCGAAGACUAUGGAUCCUGACAGGAUGAAGGUCAAUGAGUGGACUGAGGGCAAGAAGGGGAAUCUGAGGGCACUUCUGUGCUCUCUGCACACUGUACUUUGGCCCGAGGCUGACAGGUGGCAGAGGUAUGAGAUGCAUCAGCUCGUCUCUCCUGCUGAUGUCAAGAAGGCGUAUAGGAAGGCUUGUCUCGCUGUGCAUCCUGAUAAGCAAACUGGUACUGCCAAUGAGAACAUGGCAAAGCUCAUCUUCAUGGAACUGAAUAACGCAUGGAGUGCAUUCGAGAGUGAUGCGUCCCAGCAGAAUCUUUUUAGUUAAUUCUAGCAAAAAGUAAAUAAAUAAUUGAAUAAUUAAUUGAGUUUCGCUGCUAUUUCACUGUUCCUCGAAUUAAAAAAAAAUAAAGAGAGAAACUUAAUUUCACUGGCUCAUACCGUGAUAGUACUAUUCUGUUUAAUCUAAGACGUAAGGGAAAGGGAGGAGAUAAAAAGCCUCGAAGCAAAUAUAAAACUUUAUUGCAUUCCAGGCAAACUAUUAGCCGUUAGUCGUACUGUCUGAAUCCCUCUAAUCAGGCAUAUUUUAUUGACAGAACUAUUACGCAAGUGUUUCAACGCCGACGUCUCGAAAUGAAACUUUGAUUUCCCCUUUGAAAAGUCAAAAUAAAGAGAUUAUUAAAAUGAAGACAUUAAAAUGCCGAGACCCUCCACACCUCCAACCGACAAAUUACCAUGUACAAGUUAUGAAUGUAUAUACAGCAAAGAUGUAAAUGAAAAUAGCUCCCAAAUAUAAACAUUAUUUUCUGGUUGAUCCACAGAUCAAA